Messenger RNA from Ectocarpus sp. CCAP 1310/34, 817 nucleotides. The record is from the annotation of a GenBank genome assembly. Lineage: Eukaryota; Phaeophyceae; Ectocarpales; Ectocarpaceae.
GUUUCGCGUGCGGUCGACAGGCCAUGCGUCCACCUGAUACUGCUCUACCGUUGGGGACUCCGGCCCCUGGCUGUGCUUCCGGUGCUUCCGGUGCUUCCUUUGCUGGCGCGCGGGAGCUUCUUUCGGCUCCCCAGUCUUAAGCCCACCCCGGACAGCAACAACAGCAUCCGAUGUUUACCACCAGCCCUCCGCCGGAGACGCAGGUGAACGACCCGGCUGAGCUGGAGGCAGUGCAGACGGAGGGAAAGACACUUAAAGACGUGGUGGAGGAGGUGGUGAGAACGUGCGCCAUCGAAGGGGUUCUCCUUUCUACCGCGAAGUCGACGAGGUGUUGUGACGGUGGAACGGAUCGUGUGGACAUGAAGAAGCUGAUUUGUACUCGAGGCGGGGGUAGCCGGCAACUGGAAUACGAAGCCAGGCUUGACACCGAACCUGGGGUAAUACGGCAGAACAGGAAGGGAAGCGCGAGGACUGGUUGUGAGUUUGAGGUUAGCGUCCGGCACGCGAAGUCCCACCCUCGGCCCGAGCUUAUCAACUUGAAGCUCGGGCACAACCACGUAGUCGUCCGCCAGGCUAUGGCCGUGAAGCUCCGCCUCGCCGGAAAGCUAACGGAGGAGCAGCUGGGACAAGUGGAGAAGAUGACAAGUAAAGGGAUGAAGCCCAAAGCUGUGCAUUAAGCAAUGCAGGCGUUACACGAGGACAGCGACAUCGAGAUCAACAGGCGCGCGGUGCAGAACGCGGCUGCCAGUGUGCAUGGGGCGGAGAACCGAGGGGUGCUGCCGAUGCAUACGAAGAGGUCAUGGCCGUCACUGCCGAC